Effrenium voratum is the source of this 2460-nucleotide messenger RNA. Lineage: Eukaryota; Dinophyceae; Suessiales; Symbiodiniaceae. The record is from the annotation of a GenBank genome assembly.
AUGGCGACGGAUUUGGUGCCUGCAGAGGAGCUGCAGGUGCAGGAGCAGCCGGAUGUUCAAUGGCCGGAGGGCUUCGAGCCCAUGCAGCAGCAAGCCGAGGCCAUGGACCUCCUGGACGGUAUCUGCCAGGCCCUGGUGAGCCGGGGCUACUGCCUGCUGCAGCGGCCGGCGCCCCGGAAGGGCGCGGAGGCCCUGGAGAACGCGGAGAAGCUCCAGGACGUGGGCUGGCUGCGGGCCGAGACAGAGGUGGCCUACCUGGGCCUGGAGAACAUGACGCGGAUCAAGGAGCUGACCCUGCGAGAGCUAGAGCUCGAAGCGGGCCAGGCUGAGGCGAUCGAAGAGCCGUCCAAAGAGGCUGCAGAUGACGCCAAGUCGGAGUCGAGCUGGUUUGAUCCAGAUCUCUACGGCUCCGAGUCCGAGACAGAGCCGGUGAAGGAGGACCCGAAGAAGAGCCGGCGCGACGCGGCGCCGGACUUCGCGGCCCUGAAGGAGCUGAAUGCCCAUCUGGACGUCUUGGUGGACUUGCUGGCGUACAGCCCGGCGGCCUUCGGGGCGACCAAGCUGCAAGGCAAGACGGGCACCAUCCUCCGGGUGCCCCACACCGCGGCGGGCAUGAGUCUGGUGGGCAAGGCCGGGCCCAUGGACGAGCGGGACGUGCGCAUGCCCGAGGAGUUCAUGAUGUGGGUGGCGGGUCGCCGCCUCUGCCUCUUCUAUGAGGCCGAGGGCAAGGGCACGCUGGAGCUCAAGCCCAAGAGCUCCGAGCUGGGCCCGGCGAAGCUUCGUCUGCUGCCCGGCGCGGUGCUGCUCUUCCGGCAUGACAUGCUGGAGUACAGGUAUCUUCCGGACGACGACGACUGCCUGGCCUUACAGACCUGGCUCAUGGACAAGGCAGAGGAGCUGCACUUCCGGCAGCUGCCGAAGUGCCCAGGGGCGGACGGCUGCGACCGGAUCCACGUGAAGUCCAUGACGGAGCGGUUCCCCGCGGGAGUGGAGAACUGCGACAUGAGCUUCGCGCUCUUUACAGCAGGCUCCGACACGCUGCUGGAGCCCCCCAUCACGCGCUUUGACAAGGAUCUGUACUAUAGCCCAGAUCGGGACGCCCCACUGAAAGGCAAGGCGUAUAUCAUCCAUGGCUCCUUUGUGAACGAGGAACAGCUCAUAGGCUUCGACAACGACUUCUUCGGCAUCGACAUCGAGGAGGCGCAGGCCAUUGCGCCCAGCCAGCGCUGGGUGCUGGAGGUGGGCUACGAGGUGCUGUGGAAGGCGGGCUGGACGAAGCCCACGUUGCGGGGCCAGCGCAUUGGGAGCUACAUGGGGGACUCGGGCAGCGAGUGGAACAUGAUCCACCUGAAGCGGGACCGCCACUGGUUGACCAACAACAGCGGCUUUGUGACCUGCUCCCGACUCUCCCACACGCUGGGCCUCACGGGGCCCAACGUCACGGUGGACACCGCCUGCUCUGCCUCCCUGGUGGCGACCAAUGCGGCGGCCCACCAGAUGGUGAGGCGGAACGUGCGGAUUGGCGAGAAGAUCGCCCCGCUGAACGAGGACAACAUGAAGUACCAGGCGCAGCUGAAGUAUGCCGUCUGCAUGGGCGUCCUAGUGAUGCUUCACCCAGGCGCUUGGAUCGGGGAGUGCGCCGCCACGAUGCUCUCCUACAAGGGCCGCGCCUUUACCUUUGACGUAGGAGCUGAUGGCUUCAUCCGGGGCGAGGGCUGCUGCGCGGUGCACUUAGCCGCGGAGAACGACGGGGAGCGGGCCGCGGGCGAGCGGUCCUUGGCGAUCCUCAUGGGCAGCUGCGCCAACCAGGACGGCCGCAGCGCCUCCCUGACGGCGCCCCACGGCCCCUCGCAGCAGAUGUGCAUCCGCUCCUCCUUGGCCGAAGCGCGUCUGGAGCCCGGCGAGGUGCAGAUCGGGGAGUGCCACGGCACGGGGACGGCGCUGGGGGAUCCCAUCGAGAUCGGGGCCAUGAAGAGCGUGCAGUUCAACAAGCGGUCCAACCCCAUCCUGCACGCCUCCGCGAAGAGCAACGUGGGCCACGAGGAGGCGAACGCGGGCACCUGCGGCUUCAUCAAGGUGGUGCUGUUGCUGAAUGCGGCGGCUUCCACGCCGAACCCUCACCUCACAGCGCUGAACCCUCACCUGGAAGUGAGCAACUACCCGGUGAUGUUCACAAAUGAGCUGACGACCACCUCGCGGCGCGAGAUGUGCUCCGGGGUGUCCUCCUUUGGCUUUGGGGGCACCAACAGCCGGGCAGACAUGUGGGCGGACGUGGAACGGGGGCCCUACAAGGACGGCAGUCGGAUGAACCUGAGCCCAGCAGAGGGCGGCAAGUGGAUCAAGAAGAUGCUGGAGAGCGAGGGCUCCGGCACGCAGCAGCUGCUCCUCGGCCGAUUUUUGUGUUUUUUGGCGGAGGCGAUCGCAGAGGCGUCCGAAAAGACCCGUCGGCUUGGCUGGUGA